Messenger RNA from Cladocopium goreaui, 2059 nucleotides. Lineage: Eukaryota; Dinophyceae; Suessiales; Symbiodiniaceae. The record is from the annotation of a GenBank genome assembly.
CUGGAGACUUGAAAGAUUGAAGCUUGAAGCCAUGUCUUCGAUGCAGCUGUUGGUUGACCUAGCGCAGACAGUAAAGGAUGUCGCGGAAGCGCAUGGCCUAACGAGCCAAGCACUGCGUUCUGCGCAGAUCGCCGACUCAGCGCUUCGCUCCGCCGCACCUGAGCGACCCGAACGGUCCGAACGGUCCGAACGAUCCGAACGAUCUGGGCCGGUCAGCGGAGCCAGCGGAGCUCCAGGGGCUUUGCACGUGUCGCUGCAAGAGCUGUACGAGUUGAAAACGCUGCGUGUCAAAAUCUACGAGGUGGAGCAAGACUUCAAGCAGCAGGGUCAAGAGCUGCAAUCCCAGCUAGUUGAACUUCGUCAGAACUUCCUUGGACUAUCAGAGGCACAGGAAACUGAAAGGAAAGCGUUCGAUACCUUCCACGCAGAGACCCUGCGAGACUUGGAGUCCCUGACCGCGCUCUCUACUGGAGCAAAGCUGUCAUUGGAGGACCACGAGCAUCGACUCUCUGUGCUUGUAUCAACAGAACAAGAGGGUCGUGAGAUGGUAAAAAAUUGCCUUCAACGUUUGAAAGAUGAGAUUGCACAGAACAUGGAAGGGAAGCAACGGGACCACCACGAGAUUUUGAACAAGCACUCACUGCAACUUGCCGAGAUUCGAGACUCCUUCACAUCCUUGGAAUCAGAGAUUCUGGAGGUUUGCGCAAAAGAUAGGAACGCCUUGCAAACCAAGCAGCAAGAGAGCUUGGAGCAACUUGCAGAAUGUCGGCACCUGUCGCAACAGCACUACGUUGAACUGCAAGAACAGUUUCGCAGUUUUCAGCAGCUCAUGCUCAACAAGCAGCGGGAGGCGAAAGAGACAGCGGACGCUGGGCUCCACGACCUGCGCUUGCGCUUGGACAAGGUCAUGUGGCAAAGAAGCGACGUGGGCACAGCCACAUCGCCGAGUGAGCCUCUGACCUUGACCCAGGAGGCAGGAAGCCCUGCCCAGCGGAGCCCAUUGCAGCCACAGCUCUCACCACAGUCGGCAAACUUCUCAGCCGCCGCAGCGCAGAUGGCCUUGGAGGAAGUGCGACAGAAUCUGGAGAUGAAAUUGGCACAUGUGGAGGACCAAUUGAAGAGAAGCAUUCAGCGGCUCUCCGAAGACAUGGCGCAGAAACAGCUGUGCCUGGAAGUCUCGCUCGAAAAGACUUCGAGUGCUUCACAGGCAGAAGAACGUCUCACCAGCCGUUUGGAUGAAGGAUUGAGAAAUCUUCAGUUUGAGUGGAGGAAAGAACUGCAGGCAGUCAGGGCAUCGCAUGACGCUAUCGGAGAAUUGCACAGCAAAAUUGACGCCACGCAGAAAGACCUGGAGACCUCGGCCACGCACUCACGAAGUACAAGUAAAUCCCUCAGGCUUUUGGAGGCGACAGUGCAGGACAUGAAAGUGAGCAUUGAUCGAAGUCGAUCAGAUGUCCAAGACCUCAGGGGCGAACUGUCUCCGUUGCCACAGACCGUCAAGCGAGUGGACGAUUUGUGGCGACACUUCGAAGGAUUGAAGGCUGACGUCGAACAACUUGACAGGAGCAGCAAGGCCGAUGUCAUCGCGCUGGGUGAGCACUUGGAGGCAAAGGUUGGCUCCAUUCGUCCUCGGCAGGGUGCGACUGGUGGUGUGGGCCGGCCUGGCCCUGGUGCUCGGCCUGUGCCCGGCGCUGAGCCUGUGACUGCAGCAGCUGGAGCAGCUGGAGCAGCUGGAGCAGCUGGACGACAACGAAGACCGGAUGGGCUAUGUCCAUAUCAUUGGCAACGUUGCGUUGGUGAAAAAAGUCAAUGGCCGUAAUGAUCCACUGCGGCAUGCGAGAGUGAAUAAACAGGGUGUUGAAGCCCCCGGAGAGCUGGGUGAGCUGAGUCCAAAGUGACCGUUGCAACUUUCAGCUUGUCCGACUUGUCCAAUCGAAACAUUGCACAUGUGCUGCAGAAUAUGCAGCAUGCAGCAAAAGGAUGACCCGGACCUUGCAAUGCGUUUGAUGUUUACACUUUGACUCGAUCUUGGCCGACCGCAAGGCAGAUGUGGCUGAAU